AGUCAGAGAUCCAGACCUUUUUUUAAAAUCUAGACCGCAAACAAACAACAAUGUUGUCCUGUAUUUGUCCUUUAAUGCACCGUGUCUUAUAAACAUGUCCUUUUUCUUUUUCUUAUCUUUUUAAAACGAGACAGACUUUUAAGCAAAGACAUUUUUGUGAUUACUUUCUUAAUUUUGUCAAAAUUGAUCUUCAUUUAUUAUCUGUCUGAAAAUGGUAUUUUAGUUCUUUCUGAAAAAUAUUUUUAUCCGUGGUUUUUAUUCCUGUUUUGACCAUUAACACAUUUUUCUAAUCCCAGUUUCAACCCUUUUGUUUGCACCUUUUCUUUUUCUUUUUCCAGCCAGCGGUGAAACCUGAUGCAGUUCCCUCCUGUGUUCUGUAGAAAUUUAACACCUUCGACACCGUGUGUUCCACCUCUCAUCUCCUGUGGUUUAUUAUCUCAGUAUGAUCUCAGUGGGCCACACAGAGACAGAGCGGGUACAAAGGCCCGUGGUGCCGCCGCUGUCACUGCCUCACUACACUGAUCCUGGAUCAGAGAUCAGUUUAGGCCUCUGUCUCCGCACUAACAUUUUUCCAGGUGCAGCUUCAACAGGGAGGUCUCUCAGUCAUGACUCUUUCAUCAGACACCCACUGCCUGCCUGGCCCACAGACCCCCAGCUGUGGUACGGCUACAAAACCAAUGAAAUGACCCAGUGGACGGAGAGGAACAUCAUGAACCAGAAGCUCAGCAAGGCGCUGAUGAGAAUGGAAAAACGAGACACUGCAAAAUAAAGUCCUGCUUCCUAUUGUGCGGCCGCAACUCACACAACACCUGUGAAAGUCACACUUCUGGUUAGUGCGGAGAUGUGAAAAACAAGGUACGGUAACUGCCCAAAAACAAACAAGCUGGGGCACAGAAACUAAAACAAAAAACACAGAACAAACCAAACCAAAACAAAACAAGUGUCUUUUCUCUGCUGAGUGAUCUCGGAGAUCUGCGGUUCGUUUUAAAGUUAAAUUAAGACUAAUAAAAAAAAAGUUUCUACUUCCAACUAAAAUUGAGGUUGUGGCUUGUUACUGUGUGUGUGUGUGUGCGUGCGCGCGUACAUGUGAUGCGUAAAAACCUGAAGAGAAUGAAGGUGGUUUCAGCAGAAACCACUGAAACUCAUUUUUUAUCACGUCCUCUGAUCAGGCCUUCAUAAAGUUCGACUGUUUUUGUCACUACACGUUGAGGAGCUUGUCUGAAGUCGGGGGUAAACGUCCCAGCAGAACAGUUAAACCCUGACUGUAAUCAAAUCUACGAAACUGCCAUCAGCCACUAAAGGAAAUGAGAAGGAAACGACACUUUCUUUUGAGAAUGUCUUUGGACUGGUUUAUGGGCUGAGCUUCUUGUCUGCGGAGUUUCAGCUGCGCCUCUUUGUAGGUGGCUACGUUAGCAGGGUGAAUAUGUAGAUCAGUUUUCCAUCACUGACCUCAGAUGUUGUUCUACAGUAUGUGAGGCCUCAGAGAGGGCCGCUGACACGGCUGCUCGCACCAGAGCUCUGUUUCCUCUGCGUCUACGGUGGAGCUUCAGAAACUUCAGCAGACGUGGGCAACACGUCAAAACUCAGGGCUGAAACUGACGUUAAAGUCUCUGUACAUGUGUUAACUCCACACAGAAAGAUAACCAUUUACUGCAGAGAUGGAAUUAUUAGGCCUUUCCAGAAGAAACCAAGUCACUGAGACCUGGCACAGACACAAAAAAAAGGUAGCAGAAGUUUUUAAAGGGCGAAAUGUUAAAAUUCAGGUUGAAAUGUAUAUAAAGAAAGGUUUAAAAUGACUCAAAACAGAAAUAUGUUACAUUUUCAACAGAAACAAUACAAUAGCAAACAGGAGUAUCAUAAUGCUAACCAGCAAAGGCUAACAGAUGGCUAAAAGUAAACAAGUUAUUUGCUUAAAAUAUUGAGCCUGAAAAUGAUAUAUAUAUAUUUUUUAAAAAGCUAGAAGCUAGUCCCAGAAAUGGAUCACAGCAAAAAAAAAAA
This is a messenger RNA of Cynoglossus semilaevis (tongue sole), 1998 nucleotides long. It is a transcript of the gene cimip4, whose product is annotated as ciliary microtubule inner protein 4. The transcript has 4 exons. Bases 443 to 769 code for a protein of 108 amino acids. Lineage: Eukaryota; Metazoa; Chordata; Actinopteri; Pleuronectiformes; Cynoglossidae. The record is from RefSeq and is a predicted model, not a curated record.